GUGACUUCCAACUUAAUCUUCCUCAGUGGCAUAAAUGACAAGUUCAUGUGCUGAUUGUCGGAGUCUUGUUUUCGUUCAUUUUCCUCUAAAUAUUUCGGUUAAGCCGACAAAUAAUGGGCAAGAAAGAAGAUCAAUCAGAUCAACAACCAUCACAAGAGAAGAGUAAACCAGUUUUAAAGCUAUAUAACAGUUUGACGCGACGUAAAGAAAAGUUUGUCCCUCAAAAUGGUAAUGAAGUGCGUUGGUACAGUUGCGGGCCAACUGUUUAUGAUGCUUCACAUAUGGGUCAUGCUAGAUGUUAUAUUUCUUUUGACAUCUUGAGAAGAGUUCUAUCAGAUUAUUUCGGUUACGAUGUUACAUAUGUCAUGAACAUCACCGACAUUGAUGACAAAAUAAUCAAGAGAGCUCGUCAAAAUUAUUUAUAUGAAAAAUACCUAGCUUCUAAUUAUGACCUUGAUGUCAUUCUUGAAGAUACGAAAAAGGUGAUGCAAUCUCUAGCAGCUGAUAUCGAAGGACUAACUGAUAUUGAUAAAAAGACAAUGUUAAGUAAAAUGUUGAUGAGUAUAAAAUAUUCUAUUGAAAAUCUUGAAACAGCUGUCAAAAGUAACAACAAAGACAGUAUUAAAAUGCAUCAGGAUAAUUUAUUAAUGGUUUCACGUGAUGCUCUGGCAGACUGGCUUGAUCAAAGACAAGGAGAAACAGUGACUGAUAAUGAAAUAUUUCAAAAAUUAUCACAACAUUGGGAAAUUGAAUUCCACAAAGAUAUGGAUGCUCUGAAUGUUAUGAGACCUAAUGUGCUCCCAAGAGUUAGUGAAUAUGUACCAGAGAUUGUGCUAUUCAUUCAGAAAAUAAUUGAUCAAAAGUUUGCUUAUGUUUCUAAUGGAUCUGUUUAUUUUGAUGUCAAUUCAUUCCAUAAUUCUGAUAAACAUUCUUAUGGAAAGCUUGUUCCAGAAGCUUUCGGUAAUGCUGCAAGUCUUCAAGAUGGUGAAGGUGAUUUAAUGACACAAGAUAGAAUAUCUGAGAAACGAUCUCCAAUUGAUUUUGCACUCUGGAAAUCAUCAAAGAGUGGAGAACCUGCUUGGGAUAGUCCGUGGGGUAGAGGACGACCUGGUUGGCAUAUUGAGUGCUCGGCAAUGGCUUCUACUAUUUUGGGAGACAGUCUAGAUAUCCACACUGGUGGUGUUGAUUUGAAAUUUCCUCAUCAUGAUAAUGAAUUAGCACAGUCUGAAGCUUGCUUUGGAAAUUCACAAUGGGUCAGGUAUUUUUUGCAUUCUGGGCAUUUGACUAUUGCUGGAUGUAAAAUGUCCAAGUCAUUGAAAAACUUUAUUACUAUUCAAGAAGCUUUGAAGAGACAUACUGCCAGACAGUUGAGACUAGCUUUUUUGUUGCAUUCAUGGAAAGAUACACUAGAUUAUAGCGAUAAUACUAUGGAUAUGGCUAUCCAGUUUGAAAAAUUUGUUAAUGAGUUCUUUUUGAACAUAAAAUGCAGAAUGCACAGCCUAUUAAACAACACAACUCCUACAAGCUUCACUAAGUGGAAAAAUAAUGAAACGGAGUUAAAUGAAAAAUUUUCUUCUGCUCGAAAUAGUAUCCACAAUGCUCUUUGUGAUAACAUCGACACUCGAACAUCUCUAGAACUCAUUCGCGACCUGGUUAGCCAAUGUAACAUAUACACGAAGAAUUCAACGAAUCCAAAUGUGCUGCUUUUAAGAGAUAUUGCAGUUUAUAUCACCAGAAUUCUUAAAAUAUUUGGUGCUAUUUCAUCAUCAAGUGAUGACAUUGGUUUUCCUAUUGACAACGAAUCCAACACUAACGUUGAAACAGUGAUGCGUCACUUGACAAUUCUGUCAGAAUUUCGGGAAAAGAUGAGAAGUAUCGGAAAAGAGAUUAAAUCUAAAGAUAUCCUUGAAGAAUGUGAUAAACUUCGUGACGAAAUUCUCCCUAAUGUCGGUGUGCGGCUUGAAGAUGAUGAAAAUAAUCCAAGUAAGAUAAAAUUAGUCAACAAGGAUGAAUUACUACGUGAACGUGAAAUGAAAAAAAAAUUAGACACUGAAAGAAUAAUGGAAAAAAAGAAAAAAAAAGUUGAAUUACAAGCACAGGCCGCAGUUAAAGAAGCGCAGCGGAAAAUACCUCCGUCUGAGAUGUUUAAAAUGGAGACUGAUAAAUAUUCGAAAUUUGAUGAACAAGGAAUUCCUACGCAUGAUCAAGACGGUAAAGAAUUGAGUAAAGGUUUAAUUAAAAAAUUGCAAAAGUUGCGGUUGGCACAAGAGAAAAAGUAUAAUGAAUAUUUGGCAAGUAUUAAACAACAAUAAUUAAUUGAUUAUUUAUAAUAAAUUAUUUAUUUAAUGGUGCGUUUCUUAUUAAUUUUAAAUAGUUUAUAUAAAAAUGAUUUUGUAAAUUGAAUACAAGAUCUUCCUCACAAAUAGUAACAACAAGAGUCAUAAUAAAUAUAAUCAUUUUCUCAAGAAGAAAAAAAUUGUUUUAUAUUUUGUGGCUGUAGACAGAUUUCCCCCUAGAAAGUUCGUAGCAAAUUUUUCUCAAUAAAUGACGGCGUCAAAAAUGGAUGAAUUCAGUUAAUUUAGUACUUAAUCGAAAGCUUAUAUUAUUCUUCACAUCGGAAAACAACAAUAUAAUAACAUUAAUUACUUUAUCACCGUGCGUGUGUGCGUUCGGAAUUAUUUUUCGCCUCGAUUAUCUCGAGAACAAAAAAUGAUAUUGAUGUGGGGGUGCCAUAGAGUGUCCCGAAUGAUGUCUACGGCAUCAUUGUUAACAAAAAUGAAAUCCCCUAGCGUUUAAAAUAUACACUAACUAUUAUAUCUCGGGAGCGUGACAUCCGUCCCCAAUAAGAUGUCAGUCAAAGGCAUUUUUACAAUCUUUUAAAUUUAAAUCUUUAAAUGUAUAAUCUUACUGAU
Messenger RNA from Chelonus insularis, 2912 nucleotides. RefSeq names its product cysteine--tRNA ligase, cytoplasmic (gene CysRS). Gene Ontology annotation, molecular function: cysteine-tRNA ligase activity; ATP binding. The transcript has 5 exons. Bases 114 to 2312 code for a protein of 732 amino acids. The record is from RefSeq and is a predicted model, not a curated record. Gene Ontology annotation, biological process: cysteinyl-tRNA aminoacylation. Gene Ontology annotation, cellular component: cytoplasm. Lineage: Eukaryota; Metazoa; Arthropoda; Insecta; Hymenoptera; Braconidae.